Molecule: messenger RNA, 851 nt
Organism: Daphnia pulicaria
Lineage: Eukaryota; Metazoa; Arthropoda; Branchiopoda; Diplostraca; Daphniidae
Product: glutamate [NMDA] receptor subunit 1-like
Exons: 4
Coding region: 107-661 (184 amino acids)
Source: RefSeq, a predicted model, not a curated record
CUACACCUCGACUCUUUUCACCUACAUAGUAACGCCAGUCAAUCAUCCGUUGAUUAACUCAGUCUACGACAUUUCGGAUAAAUCUGAUAUUAAUGUAUAUACUAAAAUGGCAGGGAUUGUGGAUACUUUACUUACAUCGAUUAAUAAUCCGGACUUGUACUCAAAACUACGAAAAAGAAUCGACUCUGUACCCAAUUCCCGAUGCAAUUUAGCGUCAGAGUGCUUAAGUUUAAUUACACCCGGAUCCAGAAACGUUUAUCUCGACGUGAAGAAUUACGUCAAGGACGCAAUCAAGGCGGAUUUCGAAAAAACUGGGAAAUGUAAUUUGCAGAUGGCAAAAGAAGGAUUUCUGUCAUCGUUUGCCACCUUGGCCCUACAGAAAAACAGUCCCUAUACUAAAAGUAUCAGCCAAGGACUGUUGGAUCUGCAUAAAACUGGACUGCUUGACUUCUGGGACACGUGGUUCCGCCCAAUGCCUCCGCAAUGUACGGGCAACAUCCAAAGUGGACACAGGAAAGCAAGAAACAAAACCUCAUCACUUUCCCUCAAGAAUUUGACUGGACCGUUUAUCGUCAUUGCAGUUGGACUGAGUUUUUCUUUGUUGGCUUUUCUUUUGGAGCACAUUCUUUGUGCGCAAGAGCGAAAUCAAAGCCCCACGUAGCAAGUUACAGCCCAAUUCCGAACCAAACAUCCCAUAUUUGAAGUGUCAUAUUAACCCGUUGAACCGAACAGUUAUAUAAGAUACCUGCGGGCCAAACGACUAAUAGAAAAAUGGCGCAAAAAUAGUAGCUUAGAACUAGCAAGUUCCUUAACGAAUAAAAUCCCCACGUCUACGUACGUAAAAACACUAU